This is a messenger RNA of Amoebophrya sp. A120, 2078 nucleotides long. The record is from the annotation of a GenBank genome assembly. Lineage: Eukaryota; Dinophyceae; Syndiniales; Amoebophryaceae.
GCAAUAUUCGCCGGCGUAGAGGAGGAGAACACGACCAGUUCUGACGGAGACAAACCCGGCGCAGGUACGAGUAGUGCGAAUAGACUUCUUCCCUCAAUACACGUUCCUUUCGCACAGCCACAGUCGCUUUGCUCCGUCCUCUCGGGAAAUUUUCCUGGUGCCGCUGCACUGGUGAACUUGGUUCCCAACUUACACGUCCAGAACUUUGGUUGCAGUGUCGUCUCCCGUUUGGACAACAGAUCCGUCCUGUCGGUCUCCUUGGAUCAGACAGGGGGAUCAGGGUUUUUUAGCUCCAUGUCCUUCUUCAGCAGCGGACUUUUUAACAACUUCUGGAAGCGCGACGCAGGAGGUGGUUCUCAACAACGAGAAAUGUUGUUAGCCGCGCCGCCCGCAGCAGCAUCCUUAGCCGCGCGCCCGGUUGUAGGUAGCAGAAGUUUCUCCGCCCCCUCUGAAGAAGCGAAAAUCCGUCUGAAGGCGAGCUAUGACCGGGAGUUAUUCGUUCCGACAGUGAGAAGUAGUGGCGGUUCAUCUACUUCGUUUUCAAGCGGAGGAGCCAGCAGCUCGAGUUCCGGCCCUUCUGGUAGUUCUGGCAAGAGCAACAAAAACCGAUACUUCCUUUCCGCGCAAUACAAACUCGACCAGAAGAACAUCGAGUUCACUUCGAAGCUGAAGUUCAUACCGAUCUUUUCUUCUUCUGCGGGGACAGGAGAGGGUGACACUGCUGAUCAUGGGAACGCCAGGUCAUCGUCCGGGGGAAGAAAAACCAGCAGCAGUGGCAACAUCCCGGAUCCCUUAACGUUUUCCGCAGUGUUGGGCGUGAAUUUUGGAAACAAGGAGUUUCUCAUGCAGCAAUUGGAGGACGAUGGACCACCGGAACAAACGUUCGUCAUGCAGAACAGCAUGCCUAGCCGCGCAAAUAAUAGAUUCCUCGCACCAUUACAGAUCUUUCUCUCGGUUUUCAGCUUUGCGAAGGUCCAGAUAGAUCUGAAAAACGUGCCCGACGAGCUGUCAAGAUUGUCUUGGAGCCUGCAGGCGAACACGGGGAGUAUAAAAUUCCAGUUGUCUUUCUCCUACGCUAGGUAAAAGUGUCGGGCGGUUCUCGGGGUUUUGCAGGACGGAUUUGUAUUCCACCUGACCUUCUGAUUCUGCUUCUGUCUCAGCAUUACAGAUUUGACUUUGCGUUGUCAGAUACCAAUACCGGUCGUUGCCAACAUGCAGAUUUUAUCCGACCAGAACCACGACUCCCCGGCACUACUUUGCCCAUGCAUACCGAACGUGCCGGUCUGAGUUUCGACCUGCCCCUCGAACUGAGAAACGUGCAUCUACACGACCCGAACUUUCUGGGACUGCAACAACUCAACGGUCCUGGUUUUGACAGGAACUUCGGAAAGAGGUAUGCAACCGGAGCCGCAGGUGCAACAGACGGCAGUUCUUUCCUGCAUGCGACGAGAUACUUGGAAACGCUGGCGCUGUGUAGCUGCGUGUACGCCCUGGCGCCGUUGGUGCUCAAGCUUCCGGCUUUGUACGAAGUGUGUCGCGGGCGGAGGAACAAGGAGUGAAGUUCUACUCAUGUUGACAUGCAAACUGUCCUACUUUAUUCGAUGGUGCAUUGCAAACCGGGGGGCUUCUUUUGGGAAAACCACGUACUAGGCACAACUAGCCGUCCUCGCACUCUUGCUUAAGUGAGUACGUCUACGAUGAUACGCUGUCCACUGAUGUUUGGACCACGAGCAGGAUGUCGUUAGAGAGAUUUGCAUGCAGGAGCGUUUCAGCCGGGGGUGCCGUGAUUCUGAAGCGUGGUCUUGUUUGAAAUAGCAAAUUGUGCUGUGUAAAUGUAGCAAAAGUGAAGCUGUCGUGUCGAGGUCGAAAUCAAAGUGGAGCUCCCUCUGUGGCCUAGUUGUUCAUCGUCGGGGGUUUUAGUGUAGAUUACAAACCUGUGCGAAUCUGAGCUUCUGCAACAGAGAUGAUCAUAAGUGUUGAUAGUGAAUGCGAAACGGAUUCUGCCUUGCAAACUAAAGACCACAGCCCGGUGGACGUACUGGAGGUAUAGAAGCAAUACCAAGUUGAGCAGAUCAGGG